This is a messenger RNA of Suncus etruscus (white-toothed pygmy shrew), 1194 nucleotides long. It is a transcript of the gene TSPAN9, whose product is annotated as tetraspanin 9. The record is from RefSeq and is a predicted model, not a curated record. Bases 53 to 1102 code for a protein of 349 amino acids. The transcript is spliced from 7 exons. Lineage: Eukaryota; Metazoa; Chordata; Mammalia; Eulipotyphla; Soricidae. Gene Ontology annotation, cellular component: membrane.
CGUCCGCAGCCCGCGCCCGAGCGGGGUGUCCCCAACAGCCACCCCGGGAGCGAUGCCCCCCCGUGCCCCGUGUCCCCCCGGGGACCAGGCGAGCAUGGAGAAGUCGAGUAGCGAGGAUUCCUCCAUCCACCGGAGCCCAUCUUUGGACAGCAAGGAUUCGGACUUUGCCAAACCGUCCACCUCGGGCCGCCCGUUCGGCCGUGGCUUCACGGCCGGUGCCUUCUACGGCACGGCCGCUGGCUCCCACCGGGACCGGGGCCAGAGCCAGAACAGGGCCGAGGCCAGCGUGAAGACGGACAAGUACCAUGCCCCGAAAGGCAGCAAGUACGUGGUGUUUUACCUGGAUCUGUCCUUUGUUUUCCUCCUAGAAUUCAAGAAGUGCAACAUGGCCAGGGGUUGCCUCUGCUGCUUGAAGUACAUGAUGUUCCUCUUCAAUUUGAUAUUCUGGCUCUGUGGCUGUGGGCUGCUGGGUGUGGGCAUCUGGCUCUCCGUGUCCCAGGGCAACUUCGCCACCUUCUCCCCGAGUUUCCCUUCGCUGUCUGCCGCCAACCUGGUCAUCGCCAUAGGCACCAUCAUCAUGGUGACCGGCUUCCUGGGCUGCCUUGGGGCCAUCAAAGAAAACAAGUGCCUGCUCCUCAGUUUUUUCAUCGUCCUGCUGGUCAUUCUCCUGGCAGAGCUCAUCUUACUCAUCCUCUUCUUCGUCUACAUGGACACGGUGAACGAGAACGCCAAGAAGGACCUGAAGGAGGGACUGCUCCUGUACAACACUGAGAACAACGUGGGGCUCAAGAAUGCCUGGAACAUCAUUCAAGCUGAGAUGCGCUGCUGCGGUGUCACCCACUACACGGACUGGUACCCGGUGCUGGGCCAGAACAUAGUCCCUGACCGCUGCUGCAUGGAGAACUCCCAAGGCUGUGGGCGCAACUCCACCUUGCUGUGGAAGACGGGCUGCUAUGAGAAAGUGAAGAUAUGGUUCGAAGACAAUAAGCACGUGCUUGGCACCGUGGGAAUGUGCAUCCUCAUUAUGCAGAUUCUGGGCAUGGCCUUCUCCAUGACUCUCUUCCAGCACAUCCACCGGACGGGCAAGAAGUAUGACGCCUGAGUGGGCGGCGAGGCCUCCAGCCCCCUGGGGACUGAGUACCAGCCAGGGACGGACGAUUGGAUUUGAGCUUCGUUUAGCCUUGUCCGCACUCU